UUCUUCACAAUAUACACACUGACUCACUGUUCUGAUUCAUAUCCGAAAUACAAUUCCGUUAUUCCCUCUCUCUCUUUUGUUUCAUCGAUGGGCGACACUGUUGUUGCUGAAGUACCCGCAAAGAGGGGAAGGGGCAGAAGGGCCCUGAAGGAGAAAACCCCAUCAACGAACGAUGCCAACAUCAUCAUAGCCACACCAAUUUCGCCAUCAUCCGAUAAGGCACAAGUUCCCUCAAAGAAAAAACAAGAUUCCAAGAAGCAGCAAUCUUUCGAGAAAGAAUUGCUUGAGAUGCAGGAAAUGUUGCAGCAGAUGCGCCUCGAGAAGGAGAAGACCGAAGAGCUCUUGAAGCUCAAGGACGAGGCUCUCAAGCAGAAAGACGAAGAGCUCAAAAACCGCGGCCGCGAGCAAGAGAAGCUUCAGACCGAGCUCAAAAAAUUGCAGAAGUUGAAGGAGUUUAAACCUACCAUGAAUUUGCCUGUGUUGAAAGAUAAUGAAGAAAAGAAGGAUAAGAAGAAGAAGGGGUGCUCUGAGAAGAAAAGGCCUUCUCCACCUUACAUUUUGUGGAUGAAAGACCAAUGGAAUGAGAUCAAGAAAGCGAACUCAGAGGCAGAAUUUAAGGAAAUUUCUACCAUGCUGGGUUCUAAAUGGAAGACUGUUACUGCAGAAGAGAAGAAGCCUUAUGAGGAGAUAUACCAUGCCGAGAAAGAAGCUUAUUUGCAAAUGAUUGCAAAGGAAAAACGUGAGACUGAGGCAAUGAGGUUGUUGGAAGACGAGCAGAAGCAGAAGACUGCCAUGGAGUUGCUCGAACAGUACAUGCAAUUCAAACAAGAGGCAGAAAAAGAGGGCAAGAAGAACAAGAAAGAGAAGGAUCCAUUGAAACCGAAGCACCCCAUGUCAGCUUAUUUCUUGUUCACUAAUGAUAGACGAGCAGCUCUUGUUGCUGAGAACAAGAAUUUCUUGGAGGUUCCAAAGAUCACAGCCGAAGAGUGGAAAAACAUGACAGAAGAACAAAAGAGACCCUAUGAAGAGAUGGCAAAGAAAAAUAAGGAGAAAUAUGCCCUAGAAAUGGAGGUUUAUAAACAGAAGAAAGAUGAGGAGGCUGCCCAUUUCAUGAAGGAAGAGGAGGAGCAUAUGAAACUUCAAAAACAAGAAGCAUUGCAACUGCUGAAGAAGAAGGAGAAAACCGAAAAUAUAAUCAAGAAAACAAAACAGAAGAAGAAACAAAACAAGGAUGACAAGAAUUCUGAUCCAAACAGGCCUAAGAAGCCUGCAUCCUCUUUCAUCUUAUUCAGCAAAGAAGCAAAGAAAACUUUACAUGAGGAGCGACCAGGAAUCAACACCUCAACCCUUAAUGCACUUGUUUCAUUGAAGUGGAAGGAACUGAGCGUGGAGGAUAGACAAUUCUGGAAUGGCCAAGCAUCAAAAGCAAUGGAUGCAUACAAGAAGGAAUUGGAGGAAUACAACAAAUCCAUUGCCGCAACUGCAAGCCAGGAGCUGAAAACCGAAUAAUAAUGGAGAAAUAAGAAAUUAAAAAUCCUCUUGUGCAUGUUCAAAAUUGUAUUGAAUAUGCUUAUCUUUAAAAUUUAGUUGUCAUUGAAGUUAGUUUUUUAGCUGUAAAUUUUCUUUUACGAAGACUUUUUCUAGCAAUUUUUCUUCAUGUAGUUGCUUUCAUGCAGAUUUUAUUAAUAUUGAAUUUGGCCAUUUUAAUCUUA
This is a messenger RNA of Glycine soja, 1712 nucleotides long. RefSeq names its product high mobility group B protein 6-like. The transcript has 9 exons. The record is from RefSeq and is a predicted model, not a curated record. Gene Ontology annotation, molecular function: DNA binding. Bases 88 to 1509 code for a protein of 473 amino acids. Lineage: Eukaryota; Viridiplantae; Streptophyta; Magnoliopsida; Fabales; Fabaceae.